UUUGACUUUAGGGUUUUAUGUUCAUUUUGAAGUUUGAAUAUUGAGCAUACCACAACAGCAAAAGGGAUCAGGAAUCAGGAAUUACGGUUGAGGAUUUAGGAUGGGUCAAACUGAAAGCGCAGAAGCUGCGGUGGAGACACAAACGACGACAACCAACAACUCCUCUAAUCCCAGUUCUCUGGAAUCCAUGCUUGCAGAAGCUGCAGAAUAUGGAAACCAACAACAAACUGAGUCUCUUGAGGAAAAGGCUCAGCAAGCUCUGGAAUGCCCUUGCAUUGCCGACUUGCGAAGUGGUCCUUGUGGGUCUCAGUUCUCAGAGGCAUUCCUGUGUUUUCUCAAGAGUACUGCUGAAGAAAAGGGCUCGGACUGUGUAAAUCCAUUUGUUGCUCUGCAGAGCUGCAUCAAGGUCAAUCCAAAUGCAUUGUCUAAGGACAUUCUUGGCGAAGAUGAAAGCAAGGAGUUGGAGCCAAUCCAAGAAUACAAAAUAAUUCCUCCCAAAUGGUCUAAGGAAUCUCAAAGUCCAACCUCCAGGCUUUAAGGUAAGAGUUGGACUCUUUUUUGGGCUACUACUCAGAUAACAGUAUGCCAAAUUCAUUUUGAAUUUGCCUGAUUGAAAAAGUGAUAGGAUACAUAAUCUCCUGAAAGUGCUUCAUGUUAUGCACUUUCUUUUUGUAAUAAAGAAUGAAAUUUAUUUUCUACACAGUUAGGGGUUGCACACUAAAAUGCUGAAACCGUUCUUGCUAA
This is a messenger RNA of Gastrolobium bilobum, 744 nucleotides long. Its product is annotated as mitochondrial intermembrane space import and assembly protein 40 homolog. Gene Ontology annotation, biological process: protein import into mitochondrial intermembrane space. The transcript has 4 exons. Gene Ontology annotation, cellular component: mitochondrial intermembrane space. Lineage: Eukaryota; Viridiplantae; Streptophyta; Magnoliopsida; Fabales; Fabaceae. Bases 101 to 538 code for a protein of 145 amino acids. Gene Ontology annotation, molecular function: protein-disulfide reductase activity. The record is from RefSeq and is a predicted model, not a curated record.